CGCCCGCACCCGUGUUCUACCCCCGCGCCGAACACGCCACCUUCACGGACAUGUGGACCCCUCUCCGCGCGCCGAUCCACGUGUCGUCCCACUGGCCUGCCCCCAGAAACCAAACACCGCGCCGCCACCUCCGCGCUCGCCCGAAGCGACCAGGUGUCUCCGCUUCGCGUGGCAGCUGCCGCCUGCGUGCACUCGUCGCGCCGCUUCCCCUCACCUCCGCGGUGACCUCACCGCCUCGUCCGCGCCACAGCUCCAGCUGCAGAUCCAUCCCUCGGUCGCAGCUCACAGCUCGUAACACGCACGGCCGGCUAUGGCGUCAUCCACCUCCACGGCGUCGGGCGACGAGCCCCGCGGCCCGUCCUCCGGGGCGGGUGCGCCGCUGCAGGCGCUCGCAGAGUGGGCUGCGUCGCUGCAGGCCUACUACGCCGCCGGCGGGCACCCCUACGCCUGGCCCGCCGCGCAGCAACACAUGAUGGCUGCGGCAGCGGCGGGGGCGCCCUACGCUGCACCGGUACCGUUCCCCAUGUACCACCCCGCGGUCCCCGCCUACUACGCGCACGCUUCCAUGGUCGCGGGUGUGCCUUACCCGGCCGGCGAGGCUGCGCCGGAGGCGGAAGGGAAUCGCAAGAUGAAGAGCUCCGGUGGCCCCUAUGGCGAUGGUUCUUCCGGGAGCAGUGAUGGCGGGAGCGAGGAGUCAUCAGAUAAGAGAGAUGCUAGUGCCGACCAGAAGGUAUCACCAUCUGCAAAGAGGAGAAAGUCCAGUAAUGCAAAUGUAGAAGGUGGGCCAUCUCAGCCUGCCACAACGCAGGAUGCUGCAGCUGAGUCGCCAUUCGCGACCAAGAGGAGGUCUGCAUCACAGCUCUCAGUUUCGACACUCGAGAGGGCAGCACUUUCUAAUCCCACAACAAACUUGAACAUUGGGAUGGAUAUUUGGAGCAAUUCUCCAACUAAAGCAGAGACCUUAGGACAGGGAGAGAUGAAUGCUGGGGCACCUUCCCAACAUGCUGGCGCUUUGUCUCAGAUGCAGGACAAACGAGAUUUGAAGAGGGAGCGAAGAAAAAAAUCCAACAGAGAGUCUGCAAGGAAAUCAAGGCUGCGCAAGCAGCAAGAAUGUGAGGAACUGGCCCAGAAAGUAACUGACCUGACCGAGAUUAAUGGUGCACUCAGAUCAGAACUUGACCAGCUUAAGAAGGCCUGUGAAGGCAUGGAAGCAGAGAAUUCACAACUAAUGGAUGAAAUGGAACAGUCCGAGGCACCAGGUGUUUUAACUACUUUGAGCAUGCAGAUUGACACAUCAAAGGUGCAUGCAAACAAUGGCCAACGCCAUAAGAAAAACAAUAAUGACAGCAAAUGGUAGUUCGAGUAGCAACCGUGAACUAGAGGUUAGCCUAGAAUCUAGAUAACGAUAAGACGAGAUGAGGUGUUUAAUAUUUAAGUGCACCAUCGCCCGCCAUCAUGUCUUUUUUCUUCCCCUUCUUAGAUAGAACUACCAUCACAGUAUUUUUUUUUUCCUUUCUAAAGCUACUCGACAAUGUUUCGAUGCCAACGGAGUUUGUGACUUGUGUAAAUUCUCCAUGUAUUAGGUAUGGCUGCCUGCCAAAAAAUGCGUGUAAACUGCUGUGUAUCAAACCAUCAGCUAUGGCUGACUACAAAGAAAUACUGUAAAACGAUUGAUAGUUUUUUGUUUUUUGAGGGAAAGCCUUCACGUUUCCCA
This is a messenger RNA of Phragmites australis (common reed), 1714 nucleotides long. Its product is annotated as DNA-binding protein EMBP-1-like. NCBI's taxonomy places the organism in Eukaryota, Viridiplantae, Streptophyta, Magnoliopsida, Poales, Poaceae. The coding region runs from base 311 to 1357 and encodes 348 amino acids. Gene Ontology annotation, cellular component: nucleus. Gene Ontology annotation, molecular function: DNA-binding transcription factor activity; sequence-specific DNA binding. The record is from RefSeq and is a predicted model, not a curated record. The transcript has 9 exons. Gene Ontology annotation, biological process: regulation of DNA-templated transcription.